Molecule: messenger RNA, 652 nt
Organism: Acyrthosiphon pisum (pea aphid)
Lineage: Eukaryota; Metazoa; Arthropoda; Insecta; Hemiptera; Aphididae
Exons: 7
Coding region: 263-577 (104 amino acids)
Source: RefSeq, a predicted model, not a curated record
ACGUCUUUCACAUUUACGUUAUAUUUGAAAAAAACGAGUGACGCUCACUUAUCGUUCACUAAAUAUUAACGUGAACGCGUAAACGAGCGUCCAUGAACAACUUUCUUUCCAAACACUGCUAUUUUCUAGGUUUGUUUAUUCAAUUGUUUAUAGAUAAAUAUAUGUUUUGUUUGCUGAAUAAUCAUUUAAAUACCAAAGCAUAAACUCAACACUCUGAAUAUUAUUCAUUUGUUGCUCCUACGUUCUAAAACGUCCUACAAAAAUGUUUAAAAAUAUUAAUAACAUUUUAUGUAUAUUUUUGAUGUUGAAUUUAAUUGGUUAUAUAUACGCUGGAUCUCAAGAUACUUGUAAGGGUCAGUUGGGUCAUGCUGGUUUUAUAGUUCAUGAUGAUAACGGAAAGAAAAAAAAUGGAGAUAAAUCAUUUAUCAAUACUCAGAUUAAAACUUGGAAAUAUCCUCCAAAUGAUUUACCUUACGCAUACUCCGCAUAUGACCAUUUGAAAAACUUCAUAGUACAAUUUAAAAAAAAGAACAAGAAGAUGCCAAUGGAAUAUUGUGAAAGUUUAGAUAAUAAAUAAAAAAUAUUUAUUUUUUACUAUACAUAUAUUCGUCAUGUACCUACUUUUAAUAAAUGAUGAUGUUUAAAUGUAAGA